Messenger RNA from Erpetoichthys calabaricus (reedfish), 535 nucleotides. RefSeq names its product ribosomal protein, large, P1 (gene rplp1). The coding region runs from base 146 to 487 and encodes 113 amino acids. Gene Ontology annotation, cellular component: ribosome; cytosolic large ribosomal subunit. Gene Ontology annotation, biological process: translational elongation; cytoplasmic translation. The record is from RefSeq and is a predicted model, not a curated record. The transcript has 4 exons. Gene Ontology annotation, molecular function: structural constituent of ribosome; ribonucleoprotein complex binding; protein kinase activator activity. NCBI's taxonomy places the organism in Eukaryota, Metazoa, Chordata, Cladistia, Polypteriformes, Polypteridae.
ACUUCCUCUUUUCGCAUACACGAAGCUGGCUGUAAUCCUAGGAGGUGCUGUGUCCUUCGUCUGAAGCUAAGGCCUUUGAAUCCGGCGACUAGCACCGUUAUAUUUUAGGCAUCCGCCAAUCGAACCUUGACGAACACCUUAAAUAAUGGCAUCUACGUCUGAACUGGCUUGUAUUUACUCGGCUCUCAUCCUUCAUGACGAUGAAGUUACUGUCACUGAGGACAAGAUCAACGCGCUCAUUAAAGCUGCUGGUGUCACCGUUGAGCCAUUCUGGCCCAGUCUCUUUGCCAAGGCCUUGGCUAAUGUCGAGAUCUCUAGCUUGAUCUGCAGUGUUGGUGCUGGAGGUGGUGCCCCAGCUGGAGCAGCCCCUGCUGCCAGCGCUGCCACUGCUGCCCCAGCUGCAGCUGAAAAAGAGGAGAAGAAAGAAGAGAAGAAGGAUGAAUCUGAAGAGUCAGAUGACGAUAUGGGUUUUGGUCUUUUUGACUAAAUUUAUUUUGUAACUGAACCACAAAUAAAAAGAAAAAUGUACCUUUCA